CUUCAUUUUUUGUUUGGCUUGUCAGUGAUAGAUACCGAGAUAUACUGCCAUAUAUAUAUUUGUAUCAUUUUUACUGAUUGAGAGAGGAUAGUCACCAUGGAAAAUAGUGGUGCUGAAUCUCGUAACAGUAGCUCUGUUAUAAGCAGUAGUGAAGUGGCAUUCCCUAGAGGUGGAGCCACUGCCUUGACUCCACUUGAAGUCAAGGAAAUUUCUAAUGAAGUCACUAGUGAUGUUCUUUUCGAAGCUUCUGCUGGAACCAACAACAAGAGAUCCAAUGGUUCCAAGUCUGAGCAAGUAGCAAAGAAGAUGAAAAAAUCUCAAAAGAAAAAACUGGCCUCAUCGAAGGAUGAGACUGAAGAAGAAAAGUCCUCAGUACAAAUUGAAAACUUCUCCUACAAGAAUUUGAUUCCAGAAACUUUAGUUCUUGCUCAGAUUUCUUCCAUCAACAAAAUGGACUUAACUUUGGCUGUAGGUGAUAAUUUGGUUGGUUUUGUUCCUUUAACUUCCAUCAGUGAUGAAAUUGUUCAAGAAAUUGAAGAUUUUGAAAACCAACAAGAAGAAGAUAGUGAAGAAGAAUCUGACUCUGAAGAAGGUGUUACCACUAUAAAACACAAACCUACUUUGGAAUUGCCAACCUUGGAUGGUCGUUUCAGAGUUGGUCAAUGGUUAAGAGCUAAGGUUGUUAAGCCAUCCACUGAUAACUCCAAGAACAAUAAGAAGAGAAUCCAAUUCACAAUUGAACCAGAAGCCGUCAAUUCCUCCAUCGAACAAGAAGACUUGAUGCCUGGUAACUUGUUACAAUGUUCCGUCAAAUCUGUCGAAGAUCAUGGUAUAAUCAUGAACACUGGUAAAUCUGGUUUGUCUGGAUUUGUCUCCAAUAAGGAAUUGGGUGAAGAAGCUGAUCUUGUUAAGAUUGGUUCAGUUCUUCUCAUGAGCAUUGUUUCCAAGCCAGGUUCCUCCCGUACCAUCACCUUGAGACCAGCUCAAUCUGCAUCCAAGAAGUCUGUCGUUACCUCCAUUUCAUCCAUUGAUGCCAUCCAACCAGGUAUGCUUGUUGAUGCCUUAGUUUCUGAUGUCACCAAGAAUGGUGUUGUUUGUAAGGUUUUCGGUUUAGUCGAUGCCACUUUCAACUUGCCUCACUUGAACAUGUACGAUCUUAAUGCAUUGAAACACAAGUACACUAUUGGUAACAAUGUCAAGGCUAGAGUCAUUGCCGUUUUGCUUAAGGCUGGUACUAAAAGAUUGAUUUUAUCUCAAUUGCCACAUAUAAUAGCUUUGGGUGACAGCAACAAGGCUGAAGCAUUGGAAUCCUUCCCAAUUGGACAUGUCUUUGAUGAAGUUGAAGUUAAAGGAUCCGAUCCAAACUACAUCUAUGUCAGUUUCGGUUCAUCUACUUUACUUGGUGAAGUCCACAAUUCCAAAAUUGGCUCAGAUCUGACCGUGGAAUCGUACACUGUAGGUUCUAAACAUAAGGCUAGAGUCACUGGAUUUAACUCUGUCGAAGGUUUAUUGGUCUUAACUUUGGAUCCAAAGCAAAUCAACGUCAAAUACUUAUCUUCUGGUGAUGUGCCGAUCGGUGAAGUUGUCACCGGAUGUGAAAUCGUCAAGGUAUUGCCAGAAUCAGGUGGUAUCGUAUUGAAGAUUUUCGGUAGCAUUGAAGCAUUUGUUCCUAGAGAACAUAUGUCUGAUGUCAGAUUGGUUUACCCUGAAAGAAAAUUCAAGGUUGGUGGAAAGGUCAGAGGUAGAGUUUUGAAGAAGCUUGGAAAAACUCUUCAAGUCACCUUACGUAAAUCCUUGGUCAAUGCUGAGGAUGAUGAAAUUUUGACUGAAUUUGACAACGCCAAGGUUGGUAUGAAGUCCCCAGCCACAGUUGUUAAGUUUGUGCACAAUGGUGCUCUUGUUGCCUUCUUUGGUAACUUAAGUGCUUACUUGCCAAAGAAUGAAAUAUCCGAAACUUUCGUUAAUGAUGCUAGUGAUUAUUUGAAACUUGGACAGACCGUCAAUGUCAAGGUUUUGCGUAUUGAUGAACAAGCUAAGAGAAUUUUGGUUACUUUGAGACAAUCCACUGAAUUAAGUGGCGCUCAAAAGACUGCCAUUGCUGACUUGAUCCCAGGUAAGUCUAUCGUUGAUGCUACUGUUGUUGAAAAGACCAACGAAUCUGUUAUUGUUGAACUUAGCGGAAACAACUUGCGUGGUGUUAUCUUUACUGGUCACCUUUCCGAUGGAAACUACGAACAAAACAGAGUCCAAUUCAAGAAGUUACCAGUUGGUAGUAAGGUUGAAGCUCUUGUCUUGGAAAAGGACAUGAAGGCUAGAACUGCCAUCUUAACCAUGAAGGAAUCUUUAAUCACUGAAGCUAAGGGAUAUGCUGAAGGUAUUCCUGCUCAUUUUAAGGAUAUUCAAAUGGACAACAGAAUGUUACAUGGUUACGUUAAGUCUGUUACUAGCAUGGGUUUGUUUGUUUCUUUUGCAGGUCGUUUAACUGGUUUAGUAUUGGCUAAAUAUGCUACUGACAAGGCCGGUGAACAAUUAGAAAAGAAAUUCUACAAAUAUCAAUCCGUUGCCUGUCGUGUUGUUAGAAUUGACACCGAAAACAAGAGAUUCUUGUUGUCUUUGAAAGAACGUAAAGGUGCCGAAGAAGGCUCUGACAUUCCUACUAUUAACCCAGUUGAUAAGUCCAAGAAAUUCACCAACGAAUACGUUCCAGGUGUUGUUACUAAGGCUAUCAUUAAGUCCAUUCGUGGUACCCAAUUGAACCUUCAACUUGCUGACAACCUCCAAGGUAGAGUUGACGUCACUCAAUGUUUCAACUCUUGGGAUGAAAUUAAGGAUAAGAAGCAACCAUUAUCUCAAUUCCACCGUGGUCAAGAGAUCGAAGGUACUAUUAUCGGUUACCAUGAUGCCAAGACACAUAGAUUCUUACCUGUUACUCACAGAAACAACAAGAAUGUUAUCUUAGAAUUCUCUCUCAGAUCUGGUAGUGAAAUCUUGCACUUGGCCAAUGUCACCGCCGGUUCUAAGUGGAUUGCUUACGUUAACAACGUUGCUGAUGGAUAUGCUUGGGCUUCUAUUUCUCCUUCUGUUAAGGGACGUAUUUCUUUUAUGGAACUUAAUGAUGAUGUUUCAGUCUUCGACGACUUGGAAAACAACUUGCCAGUUGGUUCCGCCAUCCAAGUUGUUGCCAAGGAAGUUGACACUGAACACAACUCCGUAAUCUUAGCUGGUAGAAGUAAGGUAGUCUCAUCUUUCAAGGAUGUUAAGGUUGGUCAAAGAUAUCCAGCUAGAGUCCUUAAGGUCAAGGAAACCUUUGUCCUUGUUGAACUUGGAUCUAAUGUUGUCGCAUCUGCUUACAUCACUGAUGCUUUGAACAACUAUUCUGACAAGCUUGAAUCCGUUUUCCACACUAAUGACUUUGUCACUGCCACUGUCGUUGAAAUUGAUUCUGAUGCUGAAAAGAUUGCUGUCUCUUUGCGUACCGAAGAUGCUAAGGACAAAUCUAUCAACAGUAUUGAAGAUUUGACUAGAGGUGAUAUUGUUCAUGGUUUUGUUAAGAACGUUUCUAACAAUGGUGUCUACGUUGCUUUGGGUAGAUCUGUUCAUGCCUUGGUCCGUAUUAGUGACUUAUCUGAUGCUUACUUGAAGGAAUGGAAGAAAUACUUCAAGCCAUAUCAACCGGUCGUCGGUAAGAUUUCUGCUUGUAAGGAAGAAGGACGUAUCUUGAUGACCCUCAAGGAAAGUGAAGUUAACGGUGAAUUAAACAUUUUGAAGAAGUUUGAAGACUUGGAAGUUGGUGAAAUUUUCGAAGGUACUGUUAGAAGAGCCACUGACUUUGGUGUUUUCGUCAAGUUAGAUGGAACUGUUAACAUCAGUGGUUUGUGUCACCACUCUGAGAUUGCUGACAACAAGGUUGAAAAUGUCACCGCAUUAUUCGGUGAAGGUGACCGUGUUAAGGUUAAGGUCUUGGCUGUUGAUAACGAAAAGAAGCAAUUAUCUUUGGGUAUGAAGGCUUCUUACUUCAGUGAAUCUCAAGAAGAUAACGAUGAAUCUGAAGAUGUUGAAAUGGAAGAUGCUGAAGAUGUUGAAGAUGAAGAAGAUAGUGAAGGUGAAAAUGAAGAAGCUGAAGAUGAAGAUGAAGAUGAUAUUAUGGUUGAUGUUGAAGACCAUGAUUCUUCUGACUCUGAUUCUGAAGAUGAUGAAUCAUCUGAAACUGAAGGAACCAAGAUGGAAGGUUUAUCUACCAAUGGUUUCGACUGGACUGCAUCUAUUUUGGACCAAGCUGAAGACUCUUCUGAAUCUGAAGAUGAAGAUUUCACUCAAGAAAAGAAGAAGAAGAAGAGGUCUAAGACUCAUACUGAUGACAAGACUGCUGAGCUUAAUACUAGAGCUCCUCAAUCUGUUUCUGAUUUUGAACGUUUAUUGAUUGGUAGUCCUAACUCAUCCAUUAUGUGGAUGAACUACAUGUCUUUCCAACUUCAAUUGAGUGAAAUUGAGAAGGCUCGUGAAAUUGGUGAACGUGCAUUGAAGACUAUCAACUAUAGAGAAGAACAAGAAAAGAUGAACAUCUGGAUUGCCUUAUUGAAUUUGGAAAAUACUUUCGGUACCGAAGAAACUUUGGAAGAUGUGUUUAAGCGUUCUUGUCAAUAUAUGGAAUCUUUAACCAUGCAUCAAAAGCUUGUUGGUAUCUACCUGAUGUCUGAAAAGUUCGACAAGGCUGAUGCUUUGUACAAGACCAUGACCAAGAAGUUUGGUAAACACAUUUCUGUUUGGGUUCAAUAUGGCUCUUCAUUGCUUGACCGUCAUUUAAACGCUGAAGCUCGUGAAGUUUUGGCUAAGGCAUUGCAAAUUUUGCCAAAGAAGGAACACAUUGAAGUUGUUCGUAAAUUCGCCCAACUUGAAUUCUCCAAGGGUGACCCAGAACAAGGUAGAUCUCUCUUUGAAGGAUUGGUUUCUGAUGCUCCAAAGAGAAUUGACUUGUGGAAUGUCUACAUUGAUCAAGAAACCAAGCAAGGUGAUAAGAAGAAGGUUGAAGACUUGUUCGAAAGAGUGAUAACCAAAAAGUUGUCACGUAAGCAAGCCAAGUUUUUCUUCAGCAAGUGGCUUGCAUUUGAAGAAGAAAGGGGUUCUGAGCAAGAAUGUGCUCGUGUUAAGGCUAAGGCUGCCGAAUACGUCCAAAAGCACGGUAAGGACGAAUAAAUUAUUCAAACAUAGUUUCCCUGCAUUCCCAGUC
[Candida] anglica is the source of this 5227-nucleotide messenger RNA. Lineage: Eukaryota; Fungi; Ascomycota; Pichiomycetes; Serinales; Debaryomycetaceae. The record is from the annotation of a GenBank genome assembly.